Babesia ovata is the source of this 441-nucleotide messenger RNA. Its product is annotated as glycine cleavage system H, putative. NCBI's taxonomy places the organism in Eukaryota, Apicomplexa, Aconoidasida, Piroplasmida, Babesiidae. The record is from RefSeq and is a predicted model, not a curated record. The coding region runs from base 1 to 441 and encodes 146 amino acids. The transcript has a single exon.
AUGGAUAAGAUAAUAACCCCGCUCGUUGGCCGGGCGAAGUCGGUGAGGGCCGUGGUUUCUAGGCAGGCUCUCGGCGCGGCCACCGGUGGUAGGGACCUUGCUACUUCUACCGGCGCCGCCCUCGGGGACAGCGGAUACGUACUGAAACCCGUGCCGGGAGAAACCGGCCGUUACUUCCUGGCGUUCGCGAAAAACAAAAUGGAAAAGCUCAAGGACCUAUCGUUCAUCGAUUUCACCAAGCAGAACAAGGUACAAAAGGACGAAUUUCUAUUGAGCGUAGAAUCCGCAAAGACUAUGUUUGACUUCAUGUCGCCGGCAACGCUUGAAAUCAUUGCGCUGAACAAGAAGUUUGCCGAGCAGCCCUCCGAAGACACGCUGAAGCAACUCAAGGAGCAACCAGAGCUAGAUGACAACUACUUAAUGAUAGUCAAGAUGGAGUGA